GUUAUUGAUUUAUCUCCGUUUUUGAUCCGCGUUUUAAUGUCAGCACUCUUCCUUUAACAAAAAGGGAAGUUUGCUGCCUGUUGUCGCUCACAAAAGGUUUUGUGAAGAAGAACGCGUCAUCCACGCUGUUUGUUUUGUUAAUUUACUUGGUUUAUGGCAGCUAAAAGAAUCCAUAGAUGUCACAGAGAAGCGUUUCUAAACUCCGCCUUCCGGUCAGUGCUGCUCAUUACAAGUUUGUUUUUGGUCCUGACUGUGUCCGUGUAUCCUGGGUUGAGGUCCUUAGCUGUUCAGCUUCACGCAGUCCUAACGGGGAGCUACACACCAGGCCACCACUCUGUCCUAAUAAUCAACAGUCCCAGUGAACAGAUAGCCAAGGACAUUGGCAGGGCUGUCAUGGAAAAACGUCUGGCAGCUGGCGUUAAUAUUUUCCCCAAGACCUCCACAAUGUACUAUUGGAAAGGUGAAAUCCAAGAUGCUACUGAAACACUGAUACUGGUGAGAACAAAAACUUCCAAGAUCCACCAAGUUGUUGAUUUUGUGAGGUCCAUCCAUCCCUAUUCAAACCCAGAAGUCCUCAGUUUUCCAGUAGAAGAUGGUAGUCUGGCCUACAUGAAGUUGAUGGAUGAAGCCAUUCCAGAUGACUGAUAAAGUUAAUGCCAGCACAAACAGAAGCCAAACAAGGACACUAAGCCAUGUGUGCACACUAGCCAUGUUUCCAUCCAAUGGAAAUGCAAAUUUUGAGUGAACUUUUAAAAUAUUGCAAAAAAAGGAAUUGCGAUUUAGGAUUAGGCAUGUUUCCAUCUACAGGUUUGGGGAGAAUCAGUCAGGCUAUGCGGAGCUUUAUAUCGUCAGACAUUGACUUUACUCAUGGCUGUAAUAAACAGGAAGCAGAGGUUGCAAACUAGCAGGGACCACACAUCUCAGGACAAUGGUAUCACUAGUACUGCUGGUAUUGCUAUUGGGCUAGUUGUAAUUGUUCUGUCAUAUCAAGUAGUAUGGGCAUUGUUGCAUGCUGUCAGUCCACAUGCACCUGUUGUUGCAUCCAGCCAUGUUUUUGUGUGUGGUGGAAAUUCCUGGGAGUAAGCCGUCAGUGGAAAAAGCUGAUCAAUCAUGUGAGGUAAAUGUUCACUGCAUCAGAACUUUUAAGGCAAGUGUUUCCAUCCCCCCUUUUGCUCAUUAACUGUUUUUGGAAGACACAAACCCUACAAACUAUUUCAAGCAAGAGUAGUUUUUUUUUUUUGCAAAAUUUAGGACAUUUUGUUUUUAUAUUUUGCCAUUUCCAUUAACCUUAUCUAUUGCGAUGCUUCAAAAUGUGCGUAAAAAUGUUGAUGGAAACAAGGUUACUGUUGUUUGAAAGCUCCAGAAAUGUUUGUCUCGAAAUACGUAUGCCAUUUUAUUGUUCGUCAUUUUAGAGUGGAUACUUUUAAUGUCAGUUUUUCAUUCAGUACAAACUUAUUAUUAUUAUUAUUAAACUGGAGAUUACAGCAAUGACUGGCGCACAAGGUCACGAUGGAUAAGUGUGUGAGCACUCCCAGAUUUCCCCCCUAUCAGGAAAGACAGCAGGCAUGAACAAUGUUUUGAUGUUGUUCUAAACUCCGUCUUUGAUGACACAGAAAGGGAGACAGAGGGUGACAAAGAAUGAGAUAUGGAGAUUACAUGAGAUAUGAAGAAAUGUGUUACUGGAAUUAAAAGACUUACUUGUUAUGGCCCUGAAUAAUCAGACAUGAGAGGAUUAGCUAUUGACUACCAACAUUCAAGACAAGAUAACAAAAAAGAUAACAGAAACCUUGCUUUUAAACUAAAAGAAUGUCAUGGCAAAAGCCCUCAACAAGAGUACUGCAUAUGGCACAUAUACACUCAUCAACAAACUAUUAUACAGCAGUCUAUAUCAAUGGCCCAGACAAAAUCUUUGCAUAACCUUUGACCUUGGUUUUUAACCUUAAACUUAGAACUGAGGUGAUGAAAAGAUAAUGUGACACACUGUCUCAUACAAAUGUGUACCACAAAUCAGACGUUAUGGGCAGGAAAAGUGAACGUGCGGAGGCAAUCAUAUGUCUGCCUUUGACAUCAAAGCACAACUAGUCUUAUACAAAAUAAAGUACACAGAAUUGCCAACAAGAAACUGCACAGCAGAAUAGUCAAUAUAUUGUCAAUUAUUAUUGAAGAGACUACUGCUGCAAAAUGGAAAGCAAUCCCUCAUCUAAUAACAUAAGUUAAAGAAUUAUAUGUAAUUUAAAAAAACUUGGAAGACAAAUUCUAAAAUAAUACCCUCAAUGAUGUUUGUUUUGCCUGAAGAGUAGACCAUAAAGAUGGUCUGGGUUUAUUAUGCAUGACGGAGCAGGUGGUUAAUGACAAUGUCAUUUAACAAGAUCAUAGCAGGAGCUUAUCUGUGUGGAGUAAGCAUGUUCUUCCUGUGUGUCUGUUUUUUUCCUGAUAGUCUAGUUUCCUAGUAGACCAGGUAAAUUCCAUUGAGAUCAUAGAUCUCUUUUGCAAGGGAUGCCUGGGCCUUACGGUAACCUGUACAUGUUUUGGGUCUGUGGAAGAAAUCCCAGAGAAAACACAAGCACAAGGAGAACAUGCAAUCUCCACAAAAAAAGACCAUGGGUCUGACCCAGGGAUCGAACCCAGGACUAUCUUGCUGAGGCUUCUGUGCUAACCACUAAACAAUUUUGCUGUAAUUACCAGAAUGGAUUUUUGUUUCAGUGAGGCUCAAAUGUUGUCCAAAGUGUAUAAUGCACAAUUCUCCUAUGACUGUUCCAACCAAAUUAAUUGUAACUUUCCAUGUCAAAGGGUUAAUGUUUUCUUGAAACUUGACAUUUGCCUGCCUUAAUUUUGAAAAUUUUGCUUUGAUGAUUAAAAGGACAGGAGAUGGCGUACCCAAAACUUUUAAAUGUGUGCAGCCCAGUUGUUCAAUAUGAGCCUAGAACUGGGCAAGGUGCAGUGAGAUACAUCCUGGCAUGAGAUGAAGGAUCCCAGACCAGCUACUGUCCUCUUCAUGUCUCAUCUUGGUCCCAUUCUUUACAGUCUACUACUGCAGACUGGCGUUCACAGAUUUUUGCACGCCAAGGUGCUCAGCUGGGGUUUGUGAGGAUCCUUACACUGUCUCAGACAAACAGACAAAACAAACAGUAAUUGCAUUUACUACAGUUAUUUAUUAGAAAGAAUGCAGUAUUGAAGUAGAUUGUUGAAGGUGACUCAAAUGUGAAGUUUGUGAAAAUAAACACAACGUAUAUAAAUGCAACUGAAUCAAACCAAAACAGUUUCAUGUUCCAUUACAUAAUUUUUCUAGCCAUUUUUAUUUUUCGUCGUAACACAUACGAAUAAAAAUAAUAUUGUGUUUAAUACCUGAAUUAAGUGCUGCAGGAAGAAUAUAAUAUGGGAAAAUGGUUAGUUUACAUUCAGAUUACAGGAGAAUAUUUUGGGAUUGAGGGGACAGGUUUGUAAAAGCAUCAAAUCAUUGUUUUUUUAUGUUUAAAACAGUCAUUUUGGACACAAACUCACUCAAAACUUGCUUCUCAACUGUGCAUUGUCCUGAUGCCUUGAACAAAAACAAACUUCACCUUUUACACAGUCAAUGAUUCAUAAAAGUGGUGCAUUGACCAAGUGAUAAAGCUGCAGGCAUCUCAAAUGGUUAGUAAAUAUGAGGGGUA
Molecule: messenger RNA, 3650 nt
Organism: Austrofundulus limnaeus
Lineage: Eukaryota; Metazoa; Chordata; Actinopteri; Cyprinodontiformes; Rivulidae
Product: protein CutA homolog
Exons: 6
Coding region: 154-645 (163 amino acids)
Biological process (GO): response to metal ion
Molecular function (GO): copper ion binding
Source: RefSeq, a predicted model, not a curated record